Molecule: messenger RNA, 3304 nt
Organism: Ahaetulla prasina
Lineage: Eukaryota; Metazoa; Chordata; Lepidosauria; Squamata; Colubridae
Gene: NDUFAF1
Product: NADH:ubiquinone oxidoreductase complex assembly factor 1
Exons: 5
Coding region: 811-1710 (299 amino acids)
Biological process (GO): mitochondrial respiratory chain complex I assembly; mitochondrial electron transport, NADH to ubiquinone
Cellular component (GO): mitochondrion
Source: RefSeq, a predicted model, not a curated record
GUCAGUUAGGGGACAAGUCGUGCUUGUAGUCCCAAAGGAGCCGUCGUCGGGGGCAGAGAGACCAAUGGUGGGGUGGUUGCCUUAGAUGGGUGCAUGUUGUUCUUUUUCUUUUUUGGAACCAGUGAAAGCUUAAGACCCAUUUUAUAGGCGGUAUAAACGCUUGGCCAGGCCCGUCGUUGUAGGAGAGGGCCCGAUGGGAUUUUUGGAAACCCCUUGUAAUCCUGUUGCCGUUUACGUCAGUUAUCUUCGACCAGGCUAAAAAAAAAAAAACGAUCAGUAAACGGAACAUCACUCUUUCUCCACCUUUUAAAAAGCAUUAAAAGCUACAGGUUUUCUAAUCGGAGGGGAAAAUGUCCGUAUUCUGCAUUUACGCGAGGUAAACGAAACGGAACCUUAGUUAUAGGCUGUCGUUCCUUUGAGGAGUCCGGACGACUUUCAGCGUUGGACUCGCCGGCGUAGAACUCUGGCCGAAAGACGGCGGCGAAUGCAAGGGGAGUGAAGGGGAUCGCAUUUUUAAAGGUUAAUUCCCGGUUGAACUACAGUACCCGUCAUCCCCAGUCUGCACUGGUAGAACGUACCGCACGUUGUCUGGGAAAGACCGUAAUCUAUAUUGGGAAUGAGAAUUAAGUGAAACUAUUGGUUGCAAGUUAGGGUUGAAUUUACUACUUUAAGAAAGCAGCCAAGACGACGGAGAAGAAUAGAAACGGAGUGAACUGAGUGCAUUGCCCCAUUCGGUAAAGGUAAACUGCAUUAAUCAGAAAUAACUACCAGUUAGUUUGGAUAAGGGAAGCAGCUCAUCAAUAUUCAUUUAUGGCUUCAUUUCUCAAAAUGCUGGAUUUUCUCUCUUUGAUAAACAAACCCUAUUGCCAAAGUAGCUUGUUUAGGAUCUUUGCAACUGGUCAUCAUGCAAGGUGGUACAGUGGCUAUCAGAGACCCGGAACAUCUAUUGAGAAAAUUUCACCACGGAAGACAAUUGAUAACUUAAAGAAUGUAGUGGAAGAACUCAAAACACAAUGUGGGCUUGUAAAGAAAGAAGUAGUUGAUUUUAUAAAAGGGUUUGACCAAAAACCACUAGAAGAUUAUAUAUUGAAUCAGACAAAAGUGAUAUGGGAAUUUCGUAGUGAAGAAGAUAUAAAUAAAUGGGUGCUUGGUUCUGAUGCAGCGAUUGGAGGGAAAAGUGAAAUUUCUAUGAAGCUAGAUAAGAAUAAACAGUAUGCUAUUGUGUCUGGGAACCUCAAUACUGCUGUACCUAAAGACGGAAUGACAAAAUAUAGUGGAUAUUGUGCCAUAAUAUCAAAACCAGAAAUGCUUGCUUUUCAUCGGACAAAGGUACAUGACUGGUCAAAUUUUAAUAGUCUAUACCUGCGUGUCCGUGGUGAUGGUAGACCGUGGAUGUUAAACAUCAAUCCAAGCAAAUACGACCCUACUUCAGCGAACGAUUGUUAUAACUACUUCAUAUUCCCUCGAGGGGGGCCAUAUUGGGAGGAAAUUGAGGUUCCAUUUUCUAAGUUCUUUUUUACAAGCCGUGGGAGAAUCCAGGAUGGCCAGUAUGAAAUCUGGCCAGAUAGGAUCAGCACAUUGGGACUUACUCUGGCUGAUAAAGUAGAUGGUCCAUUCCAGCUGGAUGUAGACUUUAUUGGAUUGUUCAGUGACAGAUCGCAUACAGAAACAUUUGCCUAUGAACUCUAUGAAAAAAAUCCCAAGAAAUAGAACAAGUGGAGGACAGUCGUUCCUUUCAGUUUAGAAUAUUUCUGCAAUUGCAUGCCAUUCAGUAGUAAGCUACAGUUGAAUAGUGGACUUAUCAGUGAAUACAAGCUACAUAAGCAGUUAUGGAAAAACAACAAAAAUCAGCAUAGUAAAAUAAGGACUCUGAUAGUGCCAUCUAGCAUGCAGCCAUUUAGCCACCACUUGGAUUUAAAUGGUGAAGGGACGUAAAAGUAAUGUGCACAUGCUUCCCACCCCCAAUUAAUAAAGAACAUCUGUAUAAGAAACAGAACUGAGCUUAUCCUACUUUUAACAUGUAGUUUUUUGAGUUACAUUGACCAAAAGAAAAUUACUGAAUUCCUUUUAGCUGAAGGAGAAACAUAGUACAUAAUAAAUUGAUUGCAAUCAAGUUGUUUUUGAUGUCUAGCAACUGGAUAUUCUCCAUGAUGAUCUAUCCCUAACCUAUUUUAGAUUUUCCAAAAUUGUAUCCAUUGCCAAAGUCCAUCCAUCUUGCUGUUCAUCGUUUUCCUAUCUUCCACUUUUUUCAGCAUUAGAGCCUUUUCCUGAAAGCUAGGUUUUCAGACAUGUCUGAAGUAGGAUAAUUUAAGCCUCUUCAUUUGUGACUCUGGUAAGAACUCUGGACUGAUUUAUUUUGUGAUCCAUUGAUCAUUUUUAUUUCUUUGGCUAUCCACCUUCUCGAGUCUAAAGUUUAAAAGCAUGACUUCAUAUAACAGCAUCACUUAGCAAUGGCAAUUCCAACAGUUCCCAUUUGAUAACCAAAUCUCACUGGUGUUUGGACAAGGACUCGACUUAAUCUAAUGAUUGUGCCAUUCCCAAUGUGGUUCCCUCUCCCAGCCCCAAGCUUCGGUUAAGAAAGGGAUUGCCUCAUUUUCAAUUCCCCCGCACUCAUCUAUGGCUGCCCUGCACAGUAGCACUCCUCAGUGGCAGUGGUGGCAGAAGUAAAGGCCUGGGGGCUUAGUUUCGGCCUACUGCCCCUCAGCUUCAGCCUGUCACAGGACCCAAAGAUUGCCAUCUCAAACCCUACACGGUGGCCAGCCACCUUAGUGCCACGGUGCAAAGCUCCAGCAAUCCUGUAGGCCCUGCCAUACCCAAGUUGAUUUCCAAUAUGUUUCACUAGUGGUGAAGCAUGCCCAGCCUUAUCUUAUUUAAGGCAGUUGCUUGCCGCACUAGGCCUUUUCCUCAAGGGUGGUUGUGCCAUUCUCCAAUUAUGUGUUGUAUUUAGGCUUCAGAUUUCUGAGGUCUUCUGAAACUUUGUGAUAAUGCCACACCUAUGGUCUCCAAAUAACAAAUGCUGUUCUCACAAUGCUUUCAGAAAGCAUCUAAUGCCUACACACUAAUGCUUUUCAUGCCACUCUUAAGAUCAUUUGGAAGUGUGGACAGCCAAACGGGUAGAGAUGUGGAGGGAGUCGAGAUAGGCAGGUGGAUGGAAUUGAAGCACCCCUGCAGCCUAAGAAAAAUGAUGGCUUGUAAGUGCCCAAAUUAUGAUGAUGAGACUCCUGCAUUGAGAUUAACUUCAAGCACAGGACAUGAAUAUUUGUUGAAAAGAAAAUUGCUGAAUAAAUGGUUGUUACACAAUGAA